This is a messenger RNA of Ornithorhynchus anatinus (platypus), 3148 nucleotides long. Its product is annotated as interleukin-33-like. Lineage: Eukaryota; Metazoa; Chordata; Mammalia; Monotremata; Ornithorhynchidae. The coding region runs from base 246 to 1049 and encodes 267 amino acids. The record is from RefSeq and is a predicted model, not a curated record. Gene Ontology annotation, biological process: positive regulation of inflammatory response; positive regulation of cytokine production. The transcript is spliced from 5 exons. Gene Ontology annotation, molecular function: cytokine activity.
UGCCUUUGUCUCAUAUGUGAUUGGAAUCUUUUUGCUACUACAGUUCUUUGUGUUUAAAAUUGGUUUUUAGUUUUAACAAGUUUUUCGUUGUAAUUUCCAUCUUGUGAAAGUUUUGACCUAGCUUUUGCCCCUGGUUGGCUAUUGAUGUUAAUAAUCUUAAUACUUUCCCAAGUUAAUCUGUCAAAGACUUGGAAUAUCUGCAUGCCACUAACAAUGAGGUCUGCAUUGCCAAACACAGGCCUAGAAUGUUCCCCACUGUGACCAAAAAAAAAAAAAAAAUUCUCCUGUGUUUAGGACUCCAGAAGAAUCCCAGGAAGCGCCAUCCAAAUCUCUCAUGCUUUUCCACCAUGGAACUUCGCUCAGGAUUCAUUAUGAGAAAGACCAGCCCUAGAUUGCAAAUGACCAUUGCAAGAUCACAAACGAUCAUCAAACAAUCAUCGAUAGCCAUCCGUAGAUCAUUCGCAGUCAGUCCCAAGUCACAAAUGCCCAGAGAAAUGGAUCCGUCUACGAAGUUUUUUUCUAGACAACUCUUCCCUGAAGACUUUGCAGUAACAUACGUGGAGACCAAGCGCUUUUACAUGACUACAGCCAACGGAAAACACGUCAGUUUUGUUAGACAAAAUGAAGACUUAAAGAUGCACGUCAAGCACGCACCGUUUUUCAACCAGAAAGAUGAGGUCCUCAUAGAAUUCUUCAAACCGCAAGCUUCAUUCUCAUCAGGUGAGACCAUAGUAGCCUUGAGCUGUAAAUUCACCAGUAAACUCUUCCUGUUACAUGCCAAUGGCUCUGAUGUCUCUCUUAAGCUCCAAAACCAGGAAAAGAACCGGGAAAAGCAGUUUUUCAUUUUGCACCCAGAAGGCUCAGAGUAUUUCUUAUUUGAGUUUUUCUCUCAGCAAGGACAUUUUCUCUGUGCAAAGGCUCGCUUCCUUGAGCUUUGCUCAGAUAUUGAUCAUUCUAAUGAAUUCAUGUUCAAGCUCACUAACUCUGAAUCCUCUAACUCCAAAGACAUCAAGUUUGGCAGAGCAGGUGGCCAAACUGAAACCAAAUGAGAACGGGGGGAGAGAGCUACACAGUGUGAAAAGCAAGGAAAGCAUGUUUAGAUUGCUGGGGAAUUAGGUGCCCCAGUCUGACUCUUCUACUUCCUAGAUUUGUCUUCCUUGAUUUUAGAAUUCAAGAGGUCCUGCUUCUCUGAGGCUCAGAGAAAUUUGGGAUGAAAAGCACCACACCCAAAAUUUCUCUGAUCCCUCAGAAGCAGGAUUUUCUAGGGCAGGAAAGGAAUAGAAGGCAAGUCUGGUCUCUGGUUUUCCUCUGGAGUUUUGCAUUUUAGAGACUGGACUGGUUUUAAAGAGGCUUUAUUUAAAGGCCUCCUAAAUUCUAGGGGUUCCAUUCUAAAGUUGCUGCCUGACUGAAACACCAGGCUCAGAGUUUUCCCUAGUUCAGUAACACUAAAUGACAAUGGGUGAAGCUGUUUUGGUUGGGGGUGGGGAUGUCGGGAGGGCACGCGCCGGUAUUCAAGGGGUAAGACUCGUACUGGGUGAGGGGAAGUGGAAGGGAAUGGAGUUUGAAGAGGCACUAGAAUUGCCAAUUUGGGGAAAGGGGCAGACAGCAGAAUAAAGAUUUCCCAAAAAGACAGUCCGGAGCUGAGAUCUCCUCCAGAAUCAUCCCACACCUUAUGCUAACUCCUAUUCAUCACUGAAUACUGAGCAGUUACUGUGUGACAGAGCACUGAAGUAAACACUUGGGGGACUACAGUACAACAUAAACACAUUCAUUCAUAAAGAGGUAAAUUUAUUUGAGCCAUUCCCCUUUUUGGAAAGAGAUGGAGUAAGGAGCUGUUGUAUCAUACUUGCUUAAUACAGGGCUGUGCACACAGUAAGCUCUCAUUUACCAUUGAAUAGAAGGGAAAUAGCAGGGUGGGGUUCACAAAGAGGAGAUUGUAAACUCCUUGUGGGCAGGGUUGCUGUUUUAAUCCCUUCUAAUCAGUGGUAAUUAUUGAGAGAAGAUAGCAAUAGGUGCUGACUAAGACUGCUACAUAGACAAUCCCUGCUUUUUGAUGUGAGGGUGCACCACACCCUCAGCCAAAUUUCUCAACCAAAUUUUUUUCCCCACAACCAAUUCCCCAGAGGUCACUUGUCAUUGUCCAGGUAUCUCAGCUGCUAUGAAGGAUUUUUCCAUUGUUUAUCCAGGGAUAAAUUUCUCAUUUUAUGAAGUGGGGAUUAAAUACCCUUUUCCCCUCCCCCUUAGAUUGUGAGCUCCAUGUGGGAUAGGGAUGGUAUCCAGCCUGAUUAACUUGUAUUUAUCCCUGUGCUUAGUACAGUGGUUGGUUCAUAGUAACUAUUUAACAACUCCCACUAUUAUUAUUAUUAUUAUUCUAACCCAGAGAACAGAUGACUCGGGUGAUCUGCUUCAAAUUGCUUUUAAAACAGUUACAUCUGUCUCCAACUCUGAACUAGUAGAGUUGCUUCAGAAAGUUAGAUUUUAUGAGCCUCUAAGCAUCCCCCAAAUGAAUAUUUUCAACAGAAUGGUCAUUUCCAAUUGAAUCAGAGCUUUGUAUUUAUAUUGAAAUCCCAACCAGGCCCUUUUACCCUCAAGACUUCACAUAACUUUUACCAUCACAAACAGACCAGCAGUUAGUGAACCGCCCAUACAAAUAUGUACAUCCAUCAGUCAUUGAGUGACGGGUCUCAGAUUCCGGUACCUUAGAACUUUGAAAUGACUGCCAACUCUCUAGCAACUGCCUACCAUCAUCUUUUGGAGUAGAGUAAAUUUAAACCCAAUUUCCCUUUCAUCACAGUAUAGUUGCCCUAAAAGGGGAUAAUCAAAGAAACAUUUUUCCUGGGGGCAAUAUUCCAGAUUUUACUAAACCAGUGUGGAUGUUUUAUUUGUUAAACAACAGUGAAUGUUUAAUGGACAAACAUAUUUUUUAACACUUAUAAGCAGUAGCAAGAGUAUAGGUGUAGGAAGAUGUUUUUGGUCAUAUUCUGAGAAUAGUUUUACUUAGUUAUGUGGCCCCAAAAUCAAAGUAUAAUAUGUGAGGGGCUUUGUGAAAAAUAGCAAAUUUUGUAAACUUUGGAAAUAAUAUUUGUUGCACACCAUGAAAUAGAAUACGUAUAAUGCUAAAUAUAUGAAAAAAAUAAAUCUAUCAUGA